Messenger RNA from Darwinula stevensoni, 1825 nucleotides. The record is from the annotation of a GenBank genome assembly. Lineage: Eukaryota; Metazoa; Arthropoda; Ostracoda; Podocopida; Darwinulidae.
AUGAUGUUGCAUCGCCAGAAGGCGUUCGAUUUAGAAAUGCCGGAAGAACAGCCACCACCCGAUACUCAUCUCUCCGUCACACGAACUUACCUCUCCACCACCCGACAUACCUCACCACCCAACACUCCCCUCACCAAUUCCUCGCCCGAUGGUUCUGGAGUGGGUAGAGAUGCAAAGAGUAGGGGUAUACAAAUUUCAGGAUUUGACCAAUUUGACCAGCCAGAUCCAUUGGGAUGCACCAAAGCUGAUUGUGGAAAAAGCAGCACACCCAAAAAGACUAAAUCACGUGAAGCAUACAGCACAUACCUCAUGGGGAUUUCCCUGGUGAGCAACAUCCUUUUGCAAGAGACAUCACGACAAGCCAGUCUUUCUACGGCAGAGAGAACCCGUCUGAUCACUUUUCUCCAACAAAGCACUGAUCGAGUUGCUCAGCUAUCUCUAAAAGUUCAUGAUGACAAAAGUGCACCUAAAUCACAGGUGGCUACCUCUAAACAAAGUAUCCUCAUGACUGCUAGGAAGCUCAAAAAAAGUCUGCCAGCAGUAUGUCGACAAAACAGCCCUCUAGAGCAGAUGAAGAGUGAAAAUCGCCAACUUGUUGCACUUUAUACCAAUCGCAUGAAGAAGCUCCCACCUCAGGCUCAGAGAGAGCUAUCACUUGAGCUACAGAGGAAAUUGACUGAAAACCUAUCCCUUGCUAAGCAAAAGCAAGCAAGAUGGGAGAAACAAGAAGCAGAUUUAGUGCAGCAAGCAUUCCACAAAGCAGAAAGGGAGUUCCAGGAAGAGCCUGAGAAAGAAGAAAAGAAUGUAUUGUAUGUGGCUAUUGCUCGGUAUGAGCGUGGAUGUGAGUCAAGCAAUGUAGGGGAUUGGAAGAGUGUUUUCAGAGAUCCCUGUCACCCUGUCAAAGUCUACCUGGAUGAGAAGCAACAUACAAUAGAUGAACUGAUCUAUGACCUGCUACAAAAGCCUGAAGUCAGAUCAGAGACAAACCAGGAAACAACAGAGUCUAUUAAAGAGUUCCUUAGUCUGGGAGAUGACAGUGUGGAAUCAAGCAGUGAAUGUAAGUCCCUUACAGAGGCAUCAGAAAACCUCAUGAAAGAUAUCGAAGAAGCAAUUGUCACUGGGGAGAACCAAAUUGAUGUACUGAGAAAGGAACUGUGUCACUCCUUGGCUACUGAGGAUAACAAGGAUGAAUCUGGAAAUACUGCUGUGUUACAGAAAAGGGCACUGAGAAGGCAUUUAGAGUUCAUCAAUACUGAUAUCCUGUGCCAUGUGUCAGUUGCUUCCUGUGUUUUGCAAGCAUAUUACAAGGUUCCCUCAGAGGACUUUAGUGUACAUGAAAAUCUCAUGGAACACUUCCUGUCCUCUAUCAAUCAGCCCUUGCUACAACUCUACAGGAGGGCUAACAGGAGUGAGGAAGAGAGACUGGCAUUGAAAAUGAGACAGCUGGCAAAAGGAAAGGCACCUGAUGAUACAGUGAAUUCCCUGAGUCAGCACCUGAAGGCAAUGGUGUGUGCCACCUCCCUGAGAGCACAGAAAGAAGCAGAGUAUAGUACACAAGUUCUUCGUACGAGACGACCUUGUUUUCUGGAAGCCAUACAGAACGUUAAGGGGCGGAUGAGUUGUUACCCAUCCUGACAGAUGCUGCCAUCUGCAGUCAGUUAUCUCAACUAUAUUCCCUACUUGCUCUACUCAUGGAUUAUCUUGAUGAUGGGAUGGGGUUAAUUUCCUAUGCUUUGGCUACUUUUGAGACAGUUCUUCAAUGCAUAUUUCACGACAACUCAUAGUUUUUAUUGCAAUAAAUCAGUCUAUUUUCUUCACAAUACAA